CCGGGAAAUAAAGUGAAACUCUUUGGUGAAGCUGACUUCAUGACUUGACUGUCCUGCUUUACUUUUAUCAUCGGUUCAUCACUGCAGGCUGUCAGGAUGUCAGCUGUGAGGAUGACAGAGGGGAGUGUGCAGGUGGAGAGCUGCAAAGCGCCGCUCUUCUACAGACAGAGUGAACCUGCCGCAGGGGAAGUGAGGAUGUCAGUUUUACUCCUUCACGGCAUCCGUUUCUCUUCAGAGAACUGGCUCAACAUCGGCACUCUGGAGACUCUGGCCAGAGCAGGCUGCCGCGCGGUCGCCAUCGACCUGCCAGGACUCGGCCGCUCUAAGUCAGCCGAGGCCCCGGCAGCGGUUGGAGAAUUGGCCCCUGCAGGGUUCCUGAGAGAAGUGUGUGAGCAGCUGAGCCUCAGCCCGGUGGUGGUGAUCAGCCCUUCGCUCAGCGGGAUGUACUCCCUGCCUUUCCUCAUGCAGCACCAGGCUCUGAUCCGAGCCUACGUCCCCGUGGCUCCCAUCUGCACCGACAAAUUCACAGCAGAGCAGUACCAGAGUGUAAAGGUCCCAUCACUGAUCGUUUACGGGGACCAGGAUGCUCAGCUUGGAGAAGUGUCUCUAAGCAACCUGAGGAACCUAGCCAAUCACAGCGUGGUGGUGAUGAAAGGGGCGGGUCACCCCUGUUACAUGGACGACCCGGACACUUGGCACAAAGCUCUCACCGACUUCCUGAAGACGCUGUGAACCCCUCGCUGUGCUUCAGUGGAGAGAAGCUCAACAAUCACACAUUAACUUAGGAGCUGCACAAAUAUUCCUCGAUAUGAAUUAAUCAGAAAUGUAGGCCACAGACGUCCUGCACAACCUGAUUUAGAGUUUUUAAAUAGUGCCAAGAAUUAAAUAUGCUUAUUCACUUUUUAGCCCAGAGUUAAAUGAGACGAUUGAUAGGCUACAUUUGAAGUAAACUCAAACAGCCGACUCACUUAGCUUAGCAGGGAGACUUGACAGACGUGCAAACAACCAUCCUGGCUCUUUCUAAAAGUAAAUAAAAUCAAUCUACCAGAUUGUGAAAAAGAUUAAUCAAGCAUGUUUUAGAGUAUAGCUUCUUCACUCUUUGUGCUAUGCUAAACAAAGCUUGAUUAGCUUAAAUCAUAUUUAGCAUACAGACAUAAGUAGUGAUAGUUGUCACUAAGUGUUUCCCUUUUAGCUAAUACUGUAUAUCAUGGUAAAGCUACAAUUAUGCACUUAUCUUAUAAAAAAUACACUUUAUAUUUCCUAUGUAACUGGUAAAUGAACAAUUCUUAACCUGUCUCGACUGAAAAAACAAACACCACACGCUGAAAUGAAGUGAAAAAUAUGAACAUUAUUUAAUAACUGAUUCUCUGUAAUAAACAAUUUGAAAAUA
Messenger RNA from Trematomus bernacchii (emerald rockcod), 1390 nucleotides. RefSeq names its product abhydrolase domain containing 14B (gene abhd14b). NCBI's taxonomy places the organism in Eukaryota, Metazoa, Chordata, Actinopteri, Perciformes, Nototheniidae. The transcript has 4 exons. Gene Ontology annotation, cellular component: cytoplasm. The record is from RefSeq and is a predicted model, not a curated record. The coding region runs from base 97 to 732 and encodes 211 amino acids.